Plasmodium vivax (malaria parasite P. vivax) is the source of this 930-nucleotide messenger RNA. Its product is annotated as variable surface protein Vir30, putative. Lineage: Eukaryota; Apicomplexa; Aconoidasida; Haemosporida; Plasmodiidae. The record is from RefSeq and is a predicted model, not a curated record. The coding region runs from base 1 to 930 and encodes 309 amino acids. The transcript has 3 exons.
AUGAAUAUAGCACAAUGGAUUUAUAAGUUUUUCAAAGAUAUUGAUAAAUAUAUAGCAAAGGCAAAGGAUGUGGAAAGCAUUGACAUAUCAGAUGGACUUCCCUCAGCAUGUACAUCUUUUUCUAGAAAUUGGGAAUCCAAGUUAAAAAUUAAUGGGACCGCAGAAAAUAUAUGUGUUAAGUGUAUUAAACUAUAUGAUUCAUUAGAUUAUAUUAAUAAAACUUUACCAACGGAUACUAAUUAUAAAAAAGAUUGUGAAUUUUUAAACGUCUGGCUAAAUUUGAAAUUGUACAAUAAUGUGAUUAAUGAAACUGAUUGUGUGUCUAUGUUUUACGAUGAAUUAGAGGCUCAUUGUGCAGGAGAUUGUCUAGGUUCGUUAUCAGACUUUCAAAUGUACAAUAUCAAAAAUGAUGACCUUGAUAAAAUGAAGAUACUAUAUAAUUUACAUUAUAAACGAAGUGAAAUUCGUGAUUUAAUAGAUACCGCAUCAAAUAAAGAUGCAAAAUUACUACUAGAACCCUCUACUUUAUGUUUUAAUGAAUAUAGAAUAGCCGCAUCUAAGUGCAAUAAUAAGGAUAGUAAAUUUUGUAAGUUAUUGGAAAAUUUUAAAAAUGAGUAUGAAAAACUUUAUCCUGUAGUAGAAACAAAAAGCCCAGAAUUUUUAAAAAAUUUUAAAAGAUUAUCAGGGGACGAAAAUAAUAAAAUUAUAUCAACCGCAGUUACGGGAUCAAUUGUUGGAUUAAUUCCCUUAGUUGGGAUUUUAUAUAAGUAUACCCCAAUGGGACAACUGCUUAAGCCUAAUAAAGGAAAAGUAAUGGAUGGGCAAAUAUAUAAUGGUAAAGACAUGAGAAAUAUAUCAUUAAUGGACCAGGAAAAUGAACCGUCAACAUUUCAGCAAGGGACAUAUAAUAUUAAAUAUCAGUCUGCCUGA